Molecule: messenger RNA, 1362 nt
Organism: Xylaria bambusicola
Lineage: Eukaryota; Fungi; Ascomycota; Sordariomycetes; Xylariales; Xylariaceae
Product: fkbp-type peptidyl-prolyl cis-trans isomerase
Exons: 6
Coding region: 674-1015 (113 amino acids)
Molecular function (GO): peptidyl-prolyl cis-trans isomerase activity
Source: RefSeq, a predicted model, not a curated record
AGUGCCUGAAUAAUAAGUACCUAUAUUAAUACUUGGUUUCACCGGCACUUCCCAGGCCAGACCAGACCCAAUAUGAAUGUAGGUACUCGCAUCUUUUUGUGUACUACCUACUACCUACUGCCUACUCUCUACUGGAUACCCGGCGAGCCUAGAUAGAUGCUUGUUAUAGUCCCCCAGCAUCGUAAUUGUGAGAAAAGAGGUAGGGUAGCUAAGGGUACCUAGAGUUUCCUAGCUUGCCCUACCCCUCACAAGACCCUCACCCGUAACCACGCACCAAGGUGACUUGCUAAGCGCACCUACCUACAUACACAGUACUUGCAUGAUACAGUCGUACCUACACAUGGAUGAAGUAUCGAGCACGCAAAUCUCCCAGAUUGCGAUACCUCUCAGCAUAGCGCAUACAUGUACCUAUGCAGUACCUAGGUAGUGUGCAGGCAGGUGAGGAAACGUGGGUGGGCUGGUGGGGUCAAGAAGAAGGACGCUAAACAUCCCACCAGAAUCCCACCUCCUACACAGCCGUGCGUACACAGCUUACACGCCUACUUAAUCCCCUCGUAGUCCCCAGUUCUCUCGCCCGUCCUGGCAACUCGACCAUUAGCUCUCAUCUGCAUACUUCAAAUCGUCCACGCAUCACAGCUCCAAGGCCACAUUCUCACACAACCUCUUUUCCACAAUGGGUGUCACCAAAACAACCCUACAAGAGGGUGACGGCGCCGUGCCCACCUCCGGCCAGACCGUCACCAUUGAGUACACUGGCUGGCUUAAGGACGCCAGCAAACCCGACAACAAGGGAGACCAGUUCGACUCCUCUGUUGGCCGAGGCGACUUCGUCACUAGGAUUGGUGUUGGCCGGGUUAUCAAAGGUUGGGAUGAGGGUGUUACCCAAAUGAAGGUGGGAGAGAAAGCCACUCUAGACAUUACCAGUGACUACGGCUACGGCGCCCGUGGCUUUACUGGUCACAUCCCACCCAAUGCCGACUUGAUCUUCGAUGUUCACCUGAAAAAAGUGCAAUAGUGAAGUCCCGCCGGCUUAGAAAUCUCACUGUAUUCGAUGUGCAGCAGAUUCGUGCUUUAUUAUGGAGUUGGUUUGUUGUUGGUGGAAACAAGCACCAUAGCCCAAAAAGCUGUCCAGCAUUGGCUUUAAAUAAAAUAGCACCAGGAACAAUUGCGGUACUACUAUCCUUAACAGUUUUACUCGUGAAGACCUUCAACCUCUCGAAAAUUACUAUCCCGUAUCCACCUAGAUAGCAAGAAAAAAGUUUCAGUUAUGUUUCAAUCCAGGGAACUAGACCUCCGUCACGUGUAUAUUUUGUAGACUUCAAAAUAUGAACGGUUUAAUCUGUAAUAAAGCUAUUGAUAUGA